AUGUCAACGACUACCACCGCAAUCGAGCUUCAACCUGCAGAAAAUGUCGCCGAGGAAAGACAAUCCAGAACCACCGCCCACCCGGUGACGAUAUCGCCAUCCGGCACGGAUGAGGUCAUGCAGGCAUCUCUCCUGGUAGACUCUCAGGUCCCCGAGGGAGGUUACGGCUGGGUCGUCAUCUUCGCCUGCGCGGUGAUCACCUUCUGGUUCGUUGGGACAACCUACUGCUGGGGGGUGCUUCAGGCGGCCCUGGUCGAGCAAGGCGUCUCAUCUCCGUCAACACUAGCUUUCGUGGGGUCGUUGACCACGGGCUGUAUCUCAUUCCUGGCUGUCCUGAAUGCAAGAGUCAUCCGCAAGCUCGGUGCCAGAACCACCAGCCUCCUGGGGGUUUUCUUACUAGGACUUGGUGAGGAGCUGAGUGGGUUCACGACCCAAAAUGUUGGCGGUUUGUUCACCACUGUUGGUGUUAUCAUGGGCGUUGGAGUAAGUCUGUGUUUCAUGGUCGUAUCCGUCACGCCCACUCAGUAUUUCAAAUCCAAACGGGGAAUCGCGAAUGGUAUCGUCUAUGCAGGGGGCGGAUUGGGUGGUGCCAUCAAUAGUUUCGUCUUGAACGGUCUGCUGGAGAGUCUAGGGACGGCAUGGACUUUCCGGGUCAUAGGUUUUAUUACCUUGGCGACAGGCCUACCUGCGGCCUACCUCAUCAAGGAGCGUGUCGCCAUCCGUCCCACUGCAUUUAUCGACUGGCGACUGUUUCGAGAUAUUCGAUUCAUCGUGCUCUUUGUCGCCGGGGCAGUCGCCACGUUCCCUCUUUUCGUCCCUCCGUUUUUCUUACCUCUAUACGCCAAUUCCCUUCGCCUGAGCUCCAGUGCGGGUGCUGGUCUCGUCGCAGCUUUCAAUUUCUCAUCUGCUGUGGGGCGGCUUCUUUGCGGCUUCAGCAGUGAUAAGCUGGGGCCUCUGAAUACGCUGUUCAUCUCCCUCUUGCUCACCGCAUUGAGCAUGCUGGUCCUCUGGCCGGUCUCGAUCUCUCUCGGACCGCUGAUCAUCUUUGUGAUCAUCAAUGGCAUGGCAAAUGGCGGAUUUUUCGCCACCAUGCCGACGGUGGUUGGCAAUGUCUUCGGUUCUGCCCGAGUGUCUGUCGCAAUGGGGAUGAUUGUGACUGGCUGGGGUGGAGGAUACCUUUUGGGUGCUCCGAUUGCCGGAUACCUGUUGAACGCCUCUGGAGGGCAGCAGAAGGGAAUCGAUGCAUUUCAUCCCGCCAUCUACUACGCUGGCUCGAUGGCUUUAGGGUCUGCCAGUCUCGUCGCGUUUACGCGACUGAAAACAGACAUUAGUUUGCGGAAGAAGCUAUGA
Molecule: messenger RNA, 1350 nt
Organism: Rasamsonia emersonii CBS 393.64
Lineage: Eukaryota; Fungi; Ascomycota; Eurotiomycetes; Eurotiales; Trichocomaceae
Product: Monocarboxylate transporter
Exons: 5
Coding region: 1-1350 (449 amino acids)
Biological process (GO): transmembrane transport
Cellular component (GO): fungal-type vacuole membrane
Molecular function (GO): transmembrane transporter activity
Source: RefSeq, a predicted model, not a curated record